AUGGCUUCCCAAGGGAACGAGCCCAUUGCGAUUGUCGGAAGCGGCUGCAGGUUUCCAGGAGGUGCCAACUCGCCCUCCAAGUUAUGGGAUCUGCUCCGGGAACCGCGCGACGUACUCUGUGAGAUCCCGCCCAGUCGAUUCGACGUCCGUGGAUUCCACCACAAGGAUUCUCAGUUUCCCGGUCACGCCAACGUCAAGCACUCCUACCUACUUCAAGAAGAUGUCGACAAGUUCGACGCCCAAUUUUUUAACAUUACAGCGCCGGAAGCAAUAGCCAUGGACCCCCAGCAGCGCCUCCUUCUGGAGACAGUUUACGAGGGCUUGGAGAGCGCUGGCUUGACUAUUGAAGGCCUCAAAGGCUCCAACACUGGUGUCUAUGUCGGUGUUAUGUAUGUCGACUACGAAUCUCUGCAAUUUCGAGACUUGCAGCACGUCCCAACGUACCUUGCAAUUGGUACCGCUCGGAGUAUCGUUUCCAACAGGAUAUCGUACUUCUUCGACUGGCAUGGACCCUCACUCACUGUAGACACCGCCUGCUCCUCCAGUCUGGUCGCGGUGCACCAAGCCGUUCAGGCUCUGCGAUCCGGAGAGGUCCGUGUCGCAUUGGCCGCCGGAAGUAAUCUUCUUCUCGGCCCCGAGCCUUAUAUCCACGAGAGCAAGCUGAAAAUGCUGUCUCCCGAUGGUCGCUCUCGCAUGUGGGACCAAGGUGCUAACGGCUACGCACGCGGUGACGGCGUGGCCGCUGUUGUUCUUAAGACGCUAAGCGCUGCACUGGCUGACGGUGAUCACAUCGAAGCCAUUAUUCGCGAGACUGGCGUGAACCAAGAUGGUCGCAGUCGCGGCAUCACGAUGCCCAGUGCAGCGGCGCAGGCGUCGCUCAUCCGCGCUACCUACGCCAAAGCAGGACUCAAUCCAGAGUCCGACACCGAUCGUUGCCAAUACUUCGAAGCUCACGGUACGGGAACGCCAGCAGGUGACCCGGUUGAGGCCGAGGCUGUGCACACCGCGUUUUUCGGCAACAGAGAUCCUGCUGCGGAUCGUCUGCUCGUCGGUUCCAUUAAGACCAUCAUCGGCCAUACGGAGAGCACAGCCGGUAUUGCUGGUAUUCUCAAGGUCGUGCAAGCCAUGAAGCACGGCUAUGUACCACCGAACAUGUUGCUGGAAAACCUCAAUCCGAACGUUUUGCCUUUCUACAGCAACUUGAAGAUUCCCCAGGAGCUUACCCCUUGGCCACAGCUUGCACCGGGUCAAAGCCGGCGAGCCAGCGUGAACAGCUUCGGGUUUGGUGGUACAAACGCGCACAUCAUUCUCGAGGGGUAUGAGGCGUCCAGUUCCGAGGAAGACAACGACACCCAAAGCGUCGCUCCUUUCCUCUUCUCCGCUCAGUCAAAGCAAUCGCUUUUGUCUAGUCUCGCCGCCCACGCCGAGUAUUUGGAGCAACAUCCCAAAACCAGCCCUUCAGACCUUUCGUGGACACUGCGAUCACGCCGCUCUCGUCUUCCCUUGCGACUGGCGCUGCCAGCGUCAACCAUUGAGGUGCUCCAGACCAACCUAAAGGGAAUCAUUGGCAACAGCAACUUUCAGUUGGACUCCAAGGCUGCCGGCACCAGCACCAAGGAAGCUCGCCUCUUGGGCGUCUUCACGGGUCAAGGUGCGCAAUGGGCUCGCAUGGGAGCUGAGCUUGUUGAAACCUCCCAGUACGCCUCUGACUUGCUAGCCACCAUGGAUGAUGCUUUGGUGCAGUUGCCCGAGGCCGACCGCCCAUCUUGGACUCUAAGGGAGCAACUGCUCGCCGAAGCGAAGACGAGCCAGAUUGGCAGUGCUUCAGUUGCGCAGCCUCUGUGUACCGCUGUUCAAGUCAUCCUUGUUGAGCUCCUUCGUCAAUGUGGUAUCAACUUCGCUGCAGUAGUUGGUCACUCCUCUGGAGAGAUUGGGGCAGCCUUUGCUGCUGGAGCCCUAUCUGCCAUUGACGCUAUUCGCAUCGCAUACUACCGUGGCCUUCAUUCCCGUUUGGCUGAAGGUCCAGAGGGAGUGCAAGGUGCUAUGCUAGCGGUUGGAACGACUCUAGAGGACGCCGAAUCUAUCUGCAACGAUGACUACUUCCUGGGAAGAGUCAAGGUUGCCGCAUGCAACUCUGCGACCAGCAUCACCAUCUCUGGUGAUGAAGACGCGAUUGAGGAGAUGAUUGACAUUUUCGAGGACGAAAGCAAGUUCGUUCGACGUCUGAGGGUAGACAAGGCUUACCACUCACACCACAUGGUCCCUUGCUCCCAGCCGUAUUUGGAGUCCAUGAAGCCAUUCGCCAUCCAGAUGAAGCAAUCUGACUCGAAGUGUACUUGGGUCUCCAGUGUCAACCCGGACCGGUCCCUCGACGCGUCAAACAGUUUUGAUGCGUCAUACUGGGUCGACAACCUCCUCUCGCCAGUGCUCUUCAUGCAAGCAGUCGAGAAGGCCAUGCAGCUCGGUCCUUUUGACGCUGCCAUUGAAGUCGGCCCUCAUCCUGCUCUCAAGGGUCCCGUUCUUGACACGCUCAAGGAGCAAAAGGUCGAAAUUCCGUACACUGGCUUACUCCAGCGCAACACCAACGCAGUCCAGAGUGUUUCCUCUGCGAUCGGCUAUGUGUGGACGCACGUUGACAACCUCAUCAUCGACUUUGAUCGCUAUGAAUCUGCACUUAGCGGACCGAAGCAGCACCACUUCAUAUCUGAUCUGCCAACAUAUCAAUGGAAUCACUCUCAAGGGUAUUGGCACGAGUCCAACCUGUCAAAGAACCUGCGCACAAGGAGUCAACCCGUUCACCAGCUUCUCGGAGACUUGCAACCCCAGAGCUCAGCUCACCAGGUCACAUGGAAGGCGAUCUUGCGCCCUCAUGAUCUCCCCUGGGUUCACCACCACAGAAUCCAAGGCCAGACGGUCUUCCCCGCAGCUGCGUACGCUGCCACGGCGUUCGAGACCAUUCCAUUCCUUGCGGGAGAGACUCCGGUUCAGCUCAUGGAAAUCAAAGACUUGGUGAUUCAUCAGGCUUUGGUAUUCGGAAACGAUGAGCAAGAGUCUGGCAUCGAGGUUCGGUCUGUCAUCAGCAACAUCAUCCGCGACGACCCUGCUUCUAUCACAGCCCACUUUACGUAUGAGGCAUGUAUAGGAUCACACAAGGACUUCCAGCUUGUCGCAAGUUGCGAGAUCUCCGUCUCACUUGGAGAGGCGUCUCGUGACACGCUGCCCGCGACUGCCCGGAUCGAGCCUUACAUGGUGGACGUCGAUACAGAGCUCGCGUACUCUUCCCUCAAUGAUGUCGGCUACGGGUACACGGGUCCCUUCAAAGCUCUGUCUGACUUAAAGAGAAAGCUUGGCAAGGCGUCUGGAUCUCUCGCCUUGACAGCACCUGAGUCUGAUGACGAGGUUCUCAUCAUCCACCCCGCGGUUUUGGACGCAGCCUUCCACUCUAUCAUCUUGACUUUCAGCUACCCUGAAGAUGGCAGACUUUGGAGUCUACAUCUGCCGACCCGAAUUGACAAGAUCAGAAUCAACCCUUCCUUGUGUGGGCGUCACUGGUCAGGCGCUGCUGAAGUCCCAUUCGUCGCAUCCAUGGCCGACGACGCUGAGUCUGCGGAUACCUCUGGAUUCCAGGGCGAUGUCGAUAUCCAUGACCAGGAUGGAGAAUUCACUGCUGUUCAGGUGGAAGGACUCCACGUUGUCCCCUUCACCCCGGCGUCCCCAGCUGAUGAUCAGCAGCAGUUCUAUGCUACGCACUGGGUGCACUCUGAGCCUAACGCUGACAUCCCUGGCACUUACGAUGCCUCUGCUCAAGACAAGGAGAUGGCAGUCAUCCUAGAGCGCGGCAGCUACUUCUACCUCCGACAGCUGGAAAGCCAGAUUCCAGAGGGUCACCCCGGACGAUCUGACCCGUACAAUGCCGCCUAUCUUUCUUUCGCUUCCCAUACUCACAAGCUCGUCCAGCAAGGCAAGCAUCGCUACGCCAAGAAGGAAUGGCUCAACGACACGUUGGAAGACAUUGUCGCCCUAUCCAAGCCGUUCUCCGAUCAGCCCGAAGUUAAGGCCAUGCAUAUUGUCGGAGAGCAGAUGCCUCGAGCUAUUCUGGGGGAGACAACCAUGCUCGAGCACUUGAUGAACAACGGACUGUUGGCCGACUACUACGCCCAAGCCCGAAGCAUCAACCGAGGCACCGACCUCCUAGCUGAGACUGUCGUGCAAAUCCUGCAGCGGUAUCCAGAGAGCAAGAUUCUGGAGGUCGGCGCCGGCACCGGACAGGCUACUCGAGAGAUUUUCAAGCGGGUGGACGACAACUUCUCAACGUACACCUUCACCGAUGUCUCAGCGGCCUUCUUCGACAAGGCCGAGGCCGAGUUCGAGGCAUUUGAGGACCGCAUGGUGUAUAGUGUUCUGGACCUUGAGCAGGAUAUGAAGACUCAGGGCUUCGAGGAGCACUCAUAUGAUAUUGUCGUCGCCUCCUUCGUGCUGCAUGCCACGAAGAGCAUUGAGCAGACUGUGCGUCGCGUGCGAUCGCUUCUGAAGCCUGGUGGCUACCUCGUUCUUUACGAGGUCACAAAUACCGACAUCAUCCGCGGCACCGCACUCUUUGGAUGUCUGCCAGGAUGGUGGCAGGGCGUUGAAGAGGGAAGAACCCUGGGUGCUUGCGUGUCCGAGUCCAAGUGGGAUGCCAUACUGCGCAAGACUGGGUUCUCAGGAGUCGACACCAUGACGCCCGUCAAGGAUGCCAUGUCUCUCCCCAAUUCCGUCAUGGUCUCGCAGGCUGUUGAUGACUGGGUCGAGUUCAUUCGGGAGCCUUUGUUGGCAUCUCCAUCGCUAUUUGUUGGACAAUCUGUCAUCAAACAUCUCUUCAUCAUUGGAGGAGCCACUUUGCGUGUUUCUCGCUUGGUGCAGGACAUUCGAAAGCUGAUCCAUGCUUUCUGCGAUGAGAUUACGGUGGUUGAAUCACUGGAGAGACUUGAUGAUGUCGAAAUCAACGAGAACGCCACCGUCCUUGUUCUCGAAGACCUCGAUCAUCCCGUCUUCAAAGAAAUCACAACUGCUCGUUGGGCUGGCCUCAAGCACCUCUUCGGAUCUGAGAAGUCUAUCGCAUGGAUCACCCAAGAUCGCAUGAUCGACAAUCCCUUCGGUAACAUGGGUGUCGGAUUCGCCCGAUCGGCCUUGUGGGAGAUUCCAGAGAUCCGUUAUCAGUUCAUCGACUUCCAAGAUGCGCACCGUAUCGACGCCAGAGCGUUGGUGGAGUCGGUCCUGCGCUUCCAAAUGUCUGGUUCGGUCCAAGAGCAAAGCCAACGCAAGUCCCUUUGGUCUGUCGAGUCUGAGAUCGUCAUCGACUCGGACGGACGCCAGUUGGUUCCCCGGAUGAGACCUGUUAGCACCGCCAAUGAUCGCUACAACGCGGCUCGCAGGACCAUUGUGAAGGACGCUCAGACUCUGACCUCUCAAAUCGCUAUUGAAAGUGUAGAUGACCGGCAUAUACUUGUCGAACGGCCUUCUGUUGCCCCUAGCCUCUCCGAUGGCAGCGCAGUCACCUUGAACUUGACGCAUUCCAGCUUGUAUGCCAUCAAGAUCGACGGUGGGGAUGCAUUCUUGGUGCUGGGAAGCUGCCCAACGAGCGGCACUCAGUACGUUGGACUUUCCGAGUCUGUUGCCUCAGUAGUCAACAUAUCCAAGAGGAACCUCGUCGCUUGUUCCAUUGCCCCUGAGUCUGCGGCGGUGUUUUUGGCAGAUGUUGCUGCGCAGCUUCUGAUGCCAGCACUUGCGGGGUCCCUCAGCGAAGGAGACACUCUCUUGGCUCACGACGCUCCCGAGGCGGUAGUGAAGCUACUCAGUAGUCAUGCUAAGCUUGCUGGCAUCAAGUUGGCUUGCACUACCUCUUCGCGAGAGGUUGAAAAGCACACUGAUGCCGUCUACGUCGGACGUUACAUGCGCCAGUCUGAGAUCAGGGCGCUUCUCCCUACCAACAUCUCCCGAUACAUCGACUUCACAACACAAGAAGGCCCAUCACCACUGUCUUCCUCCCUUCCAGGCAGUAUUCCUGUUAUCAAUGCGUCUUCCCUAUUCGCCGCAACUGCAAAGAUGGGCCGAGCGUCUGGCAACGACGUCAACAAGCUACUGGCAACUGCAGCGACCCAUGCCAGUUCAGCUCUUGAGAACCGUACGCAGGAUGAUGCGGCAAUUAGCCUGAUUAGUGUUCAAGAUCUCGAGACGGUCAAGGGGGCUCCUGAUGCCCUUACCAUUGUCGACUGGAACGCCUCUUCUGUCUCUAUCACUGUACAACCCGCAACCGCCCAAUUCAAGGCUGAUCGGACUUAUUGGUUGGUUGGACUGUCUGGCGAUCUUGGAAUCUCUAUCGCAGACUGGAUGAUUCGAAAUGGCGCCAAGUACCUAGUUGUCACUAGUCGCAACCCGAAAGUCGAUGAGACGUGGCUUAAGAUUACAGAGGCGAGAGGCGCAGUGGUUCGUAUCGUGGCAUGUGACCUCACCGACUACAACGCCCUCUCGCAGGCACAUCGCGAGAUUUCCAGCACGUUGCCUCCGAUCGCCGGUGUCUACCAAGGCGCCAUGAUUCUGCUUGAUAUGUCGCUCCGCGAUAUGGGACUGGAGGAUUUCAGCCGCGUUCUCCGUCCCAAGGUCGAGGGUAGUCUGAACCUUGAUCGCGUUUUAGGAGAUGAGCCACUAGACUUCUUCAUCUUCUUUUCCUCAGUUGCAACUGUCGCAGGUAAUCCUGGCCAGGCAGGUUACACGACCGCCAACUUGUUCAUGAGUGGCAUGGCGCAGCAAAGACGCAAGCGUGGUCUGCCCGCGUCGGUCGUGGAGCUUGGCUUGAUCAUGGGCACAGGCUACAUCACCCGCGAGAAGGGCAAUGUCCUCACUCGACCCUCUUUUGAGCGAGGACUCUUGACAAUCUCCGAGUAUGAUGUUCACCAGACACUGGCAGAGGCCAUCCAGUAUGGCCAUCCCGAGUCGGGUGCCGAGUGGCAGAUCUCCAUCGGACUGAGACGGAUGCCGGCCAACGCGCCUAACCGGCCGCAGUGGUACAGCUAUCCUCAGUUCGCGUGUCUCACGGAGAGGGUCGCUGUUGAAGACACAAGCGCGGCUAAUACGCAAGCUGGUCCGUCUAUCAAGGACCAAUUGGCCAAUGCGACUACGAGAGAUGAUGUUGAGAAGAUCAUCACCGAAUCUUUCAUUGCCGAGAUGCGCAAGAUGCUCCAUCUCAGCGACGACUAUGCCAUCACAACCGCCGUUCGCACCGACGAGCUGGGCCUCGACUCUCUGGUCGCCGUCAGGAUCCGUUCUUGGUUCCUCAACAACUUCCAGGUCAACAUUCCUGCGCUCCGGAUUCUCAAGGGCGAAGCACUCCAGGGUCUCAUCGACCACGCUGUGGAGGAGAUACCGGAAGAGCUUGCACCCAAGUUGUUCUCUUCUUCUCAGUCUGAGGACACAUCACCAUCCUCUGAGGAGUCAUCCCAAAACUCUGGAACACCACCUUCGACCGCUCCCGAGACAGAGAACUCAUCUGUAGUCAACGGCGAUCUCGGAAUCAAGGAGGAGAAAGAGGCAAGACCUCAGGAAGUUCAGUUGGAAAGGUUCGGGCGCUUGUCUUACACCCAGUCAGUAUUCUUGUUUGUGCACGAACUCUUGCCUGACAAGACCACUCUGAACAACACAGUUAUGCUUCAUCUUAGCGGGGAAGUGCGCAUUCCCGAUCUCUCCCGCGCUGUUCGAGCCUUAGGAGAACGCCACGAGUCGUUGCGUAGUUGCAUCUGCGAGCGCGACGGCCAGCCCAGCCAAGGAGUCAUGAAGACCCCGUCUUUCGCCCUCGAGCACAAGAGGAUCUACACCAAGAACGAACUCUUCGAUGAGUACGCAGCACUCCGGGGCCAUGUCUUCGACCUUAGCCGAGGCGAGACCAGCCGUACGAUUCUACUGUCAUACUCGCCACGGGAUCACUACCUUUUGAUGAGCUCUCACCACAUCUUUUUCGAUCGAGCCAGCAAUGACGCUGUCAUGGGCGACCUGGAGCGCCUGUACAACGGAUAUCCCCUCGACCCGAACCCUCUCCAAUACCUCGAUUACUCUGAUGACCAGCAAAGGCAGUACUCGUCCGGAGAAUGGGACGAGGCCAUCAACUUCUGGCGCCACGAGUUUACCACUAUUCCCGAUCCUCUAUCCCUCCAUCGCAGCCAGAUCUCUGAGCGGCAGCCUCUUGAGCGCUACGCCUCCCGCAUCCCAGACUUCCGCAUCGACAAGCAGCUCUCAGCAAAGAUUCGUCAGGUAGCUAGGAAGUAUCGCGCCACGCCGUUCCACUUCCACCUCGCGGCCUUCAAGACACUCCUGCACAGGUUCCUCGGCACCACCGACGUCUGUAUCGGUAUCGCAGACAGCUGCCGGCGAGACGAUAGUAUGCGCUCCGGCAUCGGCCCGUUCCUCAAUAUGCUGCCUCUGCGCAUGGCCGCAAGCGCUGAACAGCCCUUCCUUAGUGCUCUGGACGAGGCGAGGGAGAAGAGCUUCGCUGUCCUUGCCAACUCUAUCCCACUCGAGGUCAUCUUGAACGAGCUCCGCAUCUCACGCCAGGCUACUCAUACACCCUUGGCACAGGCAUUCAUGAAUUAUGCCGAGAACGACCUUGAAGACGGCCAAAUGUUCCUCGGGUGCCGGAUGACGAUGAUGAAGCAGGAGAUGGCUGAGCUUCCUUACGACAUUACCUUCACCGUGAUCAACAACACCACUGGGGAUACACGCAUUCUCUUGAACUUGCAAGAGUCCUUGUACACAGAGUCUGAUGCGCAGAUCUUGCAGCAUGGAUACGAGGAUAUUCUUCGCGAGUUCGCCAACGCACCGGAUCAGGCUGUUGGUAGCGCUUGGCACUUUAGACCUGCUGUUCUGCAGAAGGCUCUUACAUUGGGACGCGGCGCGACUUUUAACUCAUCUUGGCCCGAAACCCUCAUUCAUCGAUUCGACAGCUUCUUCCCGACUGUCAGGGAGAGAGUUGCCGUGACCGACGACGCUAGUGACUCGAUUACCUAUGCACAACUCUCUACUAAGACGAACGCGAUUGCAUCGGAACUCCUUCGUCAAGGUGUCCAGCCCGGCUCCAGAGUCGCUGUCUUUCAGCACCCAUCAAUCUGUUGGAUACCUUCUCUCCUUGCGAUCCUCAGGAUUGGCGCCGUCUAUGUCCCACUCGAUGUCAAUACACCAGUCGCAAGACUAUCUCUGAUCGUGCGCGACAGCGAACCUUCCUCAAUCUUAGUUCAUUACUUGACGAAAGACGAUACAACAAAUCUGGAGCUAGAGAGAGGUACUUCUCUAGUCAACGUGUCAGCCUUGGAAGAGUUGAGUGAGAAAGAGGUUCCCAACCUCGCUCAACCAGACGCACCAGCCAUUAUUCUGUACACCAGUGGCUCAACGGGAACCCCGAAGGGAGUCAUCUUACGCCAUAGCAGCUUGAAGCACGAGUUCGAUCAUUGUGCGGCCACCUACGGGUUGAACCAAGAUGAUGUCGUUCUCCAGCAGAGCGCUUGGAGCUUCGACCUAUCCGUGACGCAAAUCUUCUUAGCUCUCGGCGUGGGAGCCCAGCUGCACACGGUGUCUCACACUCUGCGCGCCGACUCGCACGCAAUGGUCCAGCUUAUCAAGGGCCGAGGUGUGACGGCCACCUACGCGACUCCAACUGAGUACAAGAGUUGGUUGAGACGCGAAAAUCAGGGCACAUUGCGGUCCUCGGUCUGGCGGCUGGCUUUGGUCGCUGGAGAAGCCGUCACUGAGCCGCUUCUACAGGUCUUCCGUGAGGUAGAUCGCGAGAGUCUCCGUCUAUUCAAUGUGUACGGUCCGACAGAGACAACAUGUGGAUCUACCAAAAUGGAGCUAUCGUACCGUGAGCCUGGGUUUUAUGAUGGAACUAUUCCCGUUGGGGUGGCAUCGGCAAAUGAGCGGUUUUAUAUCUUGGACGCCAGUCUGAGCCUUCAGCCGGUUGGUCAGAUGGGUGAGAUUGCCAUCGGUGGUGUUGGCGUUGCCAAAGGCUACCUGAAUAUGGAGGAUCGGACUCAGGCAUCCUUCUUGCCGGAUCCCUUUGCAACCGAGGACGAUCUGAAGCGCGGAUGGACGACCAUGUACCGAACAGGAGAUGUCGGAUACCUGCAGCCCAAUGGGACCCUCGUUCUGAAGGGACGCAUCGGAGACGACACAGAAAUCAAGCUGAAUGGUGUUCGUAUUGAUUUGAAGGACGUGGAGAAUACCGUCGUGCAAGCUUCCAACGGUCUUCUCGCCGAUGCCGUGGCGUCUCUUCGCAGCACAUCUGACGGGUCGGUCAAGUUCAUGGUUGUUCAUGUCGUCUUCUCGGGCGAGAGUCUGACCGGCUCUACGAGCAAGUUCCUCAAGAAGCUUCUCGCAGAAUUGCCAUUGGCACGCAACAUGUGUCCCUCGGCCCUCAUCCCGAUUGACUCGCUUCCCAGAACGGUAGCUGGCAAGGUCGACAGACGGGUCAUCGCUUCUCUGCCGAUCUCGCAGGGGCUUUUCCAUCGCGCUGAGCAUGAUGGAGAUGGUUCCGAAGGGUCCAAGAGACUGACCACGGCCGAGAAGAUACUCCAGAGCUAUUGGGAACUUGUGAUCCCUGAAGAGCUGAUUGGACUGCACGACAUCGAAGCGGAUUCCGAUUUCUUCACCAUCGGAGGUAACUCGCUUCUUCUGAUCGAGCUUCAGGGUCGGAUCCGUGCGGAUCUCGGCAUCUUCAUCGAACUGCCCAAGCUUUUCCAAGCUACUACCCUAAGGUCGAUGGCACGACUUCUUCCCGGGAUUGACGAUACGGAGCCGGAGCUCGAAAAGCAAAUCGAUUGGGCAAGCGAAACUGCCCUGCUGCCGGGAGAUACUGCUUCUGAGCGAGAUACUGCCGAGCCUGUUACGAAGCCUCCUCGCACUGUUGUCUUGACCGGAGUCACUGGUUUCCUCGGCAAAUAUCUCGCCAGAUCCCUUGUCAAGAAGGAGAACAUCGAGAAGGUCAUUUGCAUAGCCGUCAGGAACCCCAAGAACCAAGCUCGCCAAGAUCUACUUUCUGAGCUUGGGCCAAAGGCUGAGUUCUACGAAGGUGAUCUGAGCUUGUCUCGCCUGGGUCUCACGGAAGAAGCAGCCCUCCGCAUCUUCCAAUCCGUCGAUGCGGUGAUCCACAACGGCGCGGAUGUCUCGCAUCUCAAGACUUACCCCUCCCUCCGCGCUGCAAACCUCGUCGCAACGCAGGAGCUCGUCCGACUGUGCAGUUCCCGGCAGAUUCCGCUGCACUAUGUAUCCACCACGGGUGUCGCCAUGUAUACCCCUUUCAAGGAGCUGGCUGAGGUCUCGGUCCGCGAACAUAUGCCACCAGCGGACGGUCAACACGGCUACGUUGCAUCGAAGUGGGCCAGCGAGGUAUACCUCGAGAACGUCCACGCAGAAAGCGGUCUGCCAAUCUACAUCCACCGCCCGUCGAGCAUUAUGCGUCCCGAGGCCGACAGGACCGGCGAGAACCCGGCCGCUGAUGUUUUACAGAACAUGCUGGAUUACUCAAGGCGGGUGCGCGCCGUGCCAGCCGCACCUGGUCUUCGCGGCUUUGUCGACUUGGUGAAGCCGGGGACGGUCACUAGUGGGGUGGUGGGGGCUGUCAUGUCCGGGUCUAAGGAGGAUGAAGUUGUGUACAUCCACGAGUCUGGCGACUUGGAGUUGAAUGUGAGCCAAAUAAGAGAGCAUUUGGAGACUGAGACGGGAGAAGCUGUUGAGGCAUUGGUUUUGGAUGAGUGGAUUGAUCGCGCGGAGGAGAUUGGGCUGUCGCCUGCUAUGGCUGCCGUGUUCCGGAGUUCACUGGGGUCUGGGGAGCCGAUGAACCUGCCAAAGUUAUUGAGGCGGUGA
Molecule: messenger RNA, 11883 nt
Organism: Colletotrichum scovillei
Lineage: Eukaryota; Fungi; Ascomycota; Sordariomycetes; Glomerellales; Glomerellaceae
Product: beta-ketoacyl synthase domain-containing protein
Exons: 5
Coding region: 1-11883 (3960 amino acids)
Biological process (GO): secondary metabolite biosynthetic process; fatty acid biosynthetic process
Molecular function (GO): phosphopantetheine binding; fatty acid synthase activity; 3-oxoacyl-[acyl-carrier-protein] synthase activity
Source: RefSeq, a predicted model, not a curated record